AUGCGCAUAGUAAUAGAUUACAUCACCACAUAAUUAUUUUGAUUUAGGUAUACCGUUUAGCGCAGUGCAAUGCAUGGCAUAUACAUACAUCCUUUAAUUACAAGGUAGGUAGGAGAAGCGCAACUAAUAUACGUCAAUAAAAUAUUAGAAUUUAAAAUUAAUUUCCGGUUGCAACUAUUUAAAGGACAUCUAUGAGCAAAUUUUGACGUACCUACACAUUAUUAUCACAACUAUUAAUAAUCGCUGCGUACAUACAUUCGGAAGACACAAAUAUACGGUCUAAAAAUAAUGCAAGCUCCUCGUUACCUUCUCCUUAGUGAGUUUUAAAAUUCCCAAGCGAGUCGGUGAUUUAUUUAACGAUUAUUAAAUGUUAUCUUGCAUGAAACGUCGUGUGUUUAGAUUCGUAUUGACUUUGAAUUGGGACGAAAUAAACCUUCAAUCGCCAAAUUGGGUCAUAGCGUGGUUGCUUAUGAUUAAACUUUAAAAGUAUUCAGUUCUAUCGUUUAGUCGUGUGUUUGUGUGAGUGAUCAACAAUGCAAGGAAAUCAAUUAAAACGUAGCCAUAAAGCGGACUUUUCGUCUUCGGGGAUUACGAUAUCAAGAGAAAGAAGUUUCGUUAAACCCAACCGAGAUCCACAGAAACGCCGAAGUCAAGCGAUAACAGCGGUAAAAGCAAAACCAACGAUGGAAAUUUAUAGACCUCCUAAUGUAAGAACAGAUUUAAUUCAAAAUGCAGCAAAACUUAACGUGCAUGCUAAAGAAUUUACUAUGGCACAUGAAUUGCAGAAUUCAAAAUCCUCACACAAUCUGAUGCACACAUUCGAACCGAUACCCCUUCAAAAUUCUAAAUCGACCGGAAACGUAUUAAGACAAAUGCCGAAUCCUGUGCCAAAUUUAAUUUCCAUUUUACCAGCACCCCUACCGUUUCCAAUUUUGCAUUCGGCUACCACUCACGCCAUACUUAACCAAUUACCUAGAGUCAACUUCCAUAUCACGAACGAUAUGAUACCAACCCAGGUGUAUCACAAUCCUUCAGUCAACUUUGGAGGUUGGAAUCAACCGACCGUGGGGACAUUGAAAAAAUCGAAAAGCCUAGGUGCGGCCGACGCGCAAGAACUAAUUACGAAAUUAAGACACUCGGUGAAGGAAGAUACGGAUAUCGACAUGUUUAAUGACGAAGACAAGAAAAUUAUAGAGUCCGCAAUUGAAGAUCCCAAUCAUUUAUCAUCGCGCACCAUCAUGGAUUUGGUGAAAACGAUAAUGGAAAAGGCAGUCGAGGGUAUCCAGUAUUCCGAAAACAUCGCCAAGUUAUGUAUUUCUAUAAUAGAGAAGGAAAAGAAUCAAACUUUCGUCGAGUCUCUUAUCAAUACCUGUCAGCAAUGGUUCCAAGAACGAGACCGAAACUUGAGAGGCAUUAAAUCGGGGGAUGGAACUCGUUUUACCGCGUUUAUGUGGUUUCUGACUGAGAUGUGCGGUCAAUUCAAACGACACAAGCAUCAAUUUCAGUACCAGAACAUUCAACCGGACGUGACUCUUCUGGCAAUACUGGCAAAGUGCUGCCAGGCGUGCGUGCACUCACCCAUAAAAUGUUUACCCGAAACCGAGUGCCUGUUUUUCGUGCUGACCUCGAUUGGUCGAGAUUUGGAAAAUGAACUGCCAUUGCAAUUGGAACAGCUCCUUGUUAGCGUUCGAGACGGGUUCUUGGCGACAAAUGGAUCACCAGCUGCCAGGCGAACACUUCUGCAGUUAAUCGAACUGCACGCGUCAAAUUGGCAGCUUCCGGCUUCAUCUGUACUGUAUUACUAUCCUAGAGUGAAAUAGUACAUUGUGAGCUCUAAGUGAGACCUCGAUGGAACUUAAAUUGCGUUUAUGCUUAUUCUAUUUAUUAGUGAUCGAAAUUGAUUUUUUGUAGUAUUUUUUAAUUUAUUAAAAUAUUGUGUAUAAAUACUAGGUACAAUGCAA
Photinus pyralis (common eastern firefly) is the source of this 1961-nucleotide messenger RNA. Its product is annotated as CBP80/20-dependent translation initiation factor-like. Gene Ontology annotation, biological process: regulation of translational initiation. The transcript has a single exon. NCBI's taxonomy places the organism in Eukaryota, Metazoa, Arthropoda, Insecta, Coleoptera, Lampyridae. Gene Ontology annotation, cellular component: cytosol. The coding region runs from base 534 to 1820 and encodes 428 amino acids. Gene Ontology annotation, molecular function: translation activator activity; protein binding; RNA binding. The record is from RefSeq and is a predicted model, not a curated record.